Molecule: messenger RNA, 1827 nt
Organism: Thamnophis sirtalis
Lineage: Eukaryota; Metazoa; Chordata; Lepidosauria; Squamata; Natricidae
Gene: RXFP4
Product: relaxin family peptide/INSL5 receptor 4
Biological process (GO): positive regulation of cytosolic calcium ion concentration; immune response; calcium-mediated signaling
Cellular component (GO): external side of plasma membrane; membrane
Molecular function (GO): C-C chemokine binding; C-C chemokine receptor activity
Source: RefSeq, a predicted model, not a curated record
CAAACGGACUGGCUCCCGUCAGCGAGCAGGGUCUCCUGCGGGCCUUUCGCAAGGUCCCGGAGGCUGGGGCUUGCGAAGAACACGCCACCCUGCUCAAGCUGGGGGCAAGAGGCUGACUCUGUAAACCGCUUAGAGAGGGCUGUGAAGCACAGGGAAGCGGGAUAUAAGUCUAUAAGUCUGUUGCUUUCCUUGUGCUCACACCUCCGAUUUGCUUGCAAGCGAGGCAGGCGGGCAGCUCCAGGGAGCGUCUCCUCUGGAGGAUCUGAACAGAUACUUUCUUGAGAAAAUACUGCAGUUUCAUCCCAGCGUCCGCUGUGCAAUGAUCAGAGGGGCUGUGAUAAAACACCUUUCAAGGAAUCCGUUUCGGCUCCCAAGAUGAGCAGGCUUCAGGAUCCCGCAUGCAAUGCCAGUGUCACAAACGGCACCCCGAUGGGGACAUUGGACUUGUUCAACAAUGACGUCCCCUUGGUCCUGCCGGAGGUUUCGUUCGGCCUACGGAUCUCCAUCACCACCGUCUACCUGUUGGUGUGCGCGGCGGGCCUCUUGGGAAACAGCCUGGUGAUGUACCUGAUCUGGAUCCAGAAGGAGACGUCCGCGGCCGCCAUCAACAUCAUGGUCUUUGGCCUCGCCGCCGCCGACUUCCAGUUCUCCCUGAUGCUGCCUUUCUGGGCCACGGAGGUGGCGCUGGAUUUCCAGUGGCCCUUCGGCCACGCCAUGUGCAAAGCCGUCCCUUCCCUGACCCUCCUCAGCAUCUACGCCAAUGUCUUCUUGCUCACCGCCAUGGCGGUCAGCCGCUAUUGUUCAGUAGUCUCUGCGGUGAAGGGAGGGUUCAGGAUGACGCCCCGAGCGACCAAGUGCAUCACGGCCGGACUUUGGGCCGUGGCGGUGGGAGCCACUGUGCCGACAGCCGUCUACGCCGGGGUGAUACGCGUUGCUGGGGUGGAACUCUGCCUCUUCCAAUUCCCCAGCCUGUAUCACUUGGGGAUCUACCAGCUCCAGAGGGUGGUUUUCGCCUUCGUCAUCCCCUUGGUGGUCAUUUUGACGUCCUACCUCCGGCUCCUCUGGUUCCUCAAAAGUCACCACGUUCCCAGCCGCAGCCCAACGCGGCAUAAACAAGUUGCCUCCACUGUCCGCCUAAUGGUCGGCUGCUUCUUCGUCUGCUGGUUCCCUAACCACGUGGUCACUCUCUGGGGCGUUCUGGUGAAAGUCGGGGCUCUGCCCAUGGAUCACACCUUCCACUACCUCCACACUUAUGCCUUCCCGCUGACCACUUGCUUGGCUCACACCAAUAGCUGCCUCAACCCCAUCCUCUACUGUCUCAUCCGGCGGGAGUUCCAAGAAGCGAUGAAGGACACCUUCCGCAGGCUGUCCUCCAUCACCUCCUACCAGCUGUUCUCCUCCCACAAGGCCUGGGAGGAAGGGGCGCUGGAGGUCCUGCCUCUCCGCCCCUCCGAUCUCCCCCACCAUCCUCAAAGCGGAGCAAAGGAGGGUACCGCCUUCUCUAGCAUCUUGGGCGUGGAAAAAGCGGACUCUGCUGCGGCUGGAGGAGUAGCAACUUCUGGACGGUGAGGAAGGCUGCUUCGGACCGGAGCCAAAUCCCAUGAUCGUAAUUCCAAAGGGACUUUAACAAAACUGUGCAACUGGGGACAGGCGUUAGAAUUGGAACUCAGCUUCAGUUUCUUAAGCGUGCAAGAAUGUCCCUUGAACGAUUGUUUUCUCCUGCUGUGAGUCAUGGCCUCCUCUUCUCCCAGAUAUCUGGAAUGGAAUGGAAUGGAAUGGAAUAGAAAUAGAAAUAGAAUGGAAUAGAAUAGAAUAGAAUAGGAAUAG